Molecule: messenger RNA, 1426 nt
Organism: Owenia fusiformis
Lineage: Eukaryota; Metazoa; Annelida; Polychaeta; Sabellida; Oweniidae
Source: the annotation of a GenBank genome assembly
ACAGAAACUUUGGAAUGUAUUGCAAUUGGACCGUUUGAAUCGGACAAAGCAAGGUGCUAAAAUAAUCUGUUCACAACAGUGAAAAGAGCGGUGAGUUUUAUGAAGUAAACUUUUUCAACCUACAGAACUAACAAAUAAUUAACUUAUUAUGGAAAAAUUGCUAAUUUUCCACCAUUCUUUGAUACAUUGGCUAGAUGAGUUUCAAAAGGCACAUAUGAACAAUUUAGAACUUAAUUCUUGCGAAUUUGAAAUAAAUUAUGUCGGAAUUAGAGGCGGUCAAUUCAAAUGGCACGAGAAGAUGGACAAGAAGUAUCAGGAAAAAGUCUGUUUUCAUAUUUAACUGAAGCGGUUUAUGAUUUCAAGCCUACGAUGGUUUUUCAAUUAGGUGGAAAUGACCUUGAUGUCAAAAUUUCAGAUUCUGAUCAAGUUGUAACGGCAAUAUUUAGUUUUGUUAACUAUUUGAUUUUCGGCAUGGAUAUACAGACAGUUGUCAUCGGACAUGUAUUUCGCCGUUUGAAGCCUUGUUAUAUGCAUUAUAAUGCUAAGAUUGAAGCUGUAAAUAAUACAUUGACUGCAAAAGCAUCUUCGUGCAACAACAUAUACAUUAUGCCCAAUAAAGGGUUUAAAGAUGAAGCCGAGGCGAAACAUUACAGAGACGGGAUACAUUUGUCUCACAGUGGCAAUGUUUGCUUUGCUAACAAAAUUCACAGAAAAGUAGUGUUCGCAAGAGAUCAUUCUUACGCAGUAUGUAAACAUUAUUUUGUUCUGUAGGUUCCAAAGAUGUAUUUCGAUAUGAUUUUUUUCAAUUUUGUACUAAUGCUAUUUUAAGUUUUUAAAAGUUUUCAACAGUCUUAAAUCAUAAAUAUGUUUAUGUAUUAAUACAAUCAGAUACAUAACAUUUUUGCCAUUCAACCCUUGUAAGGGUUCAAUGUGAUAUUUGAGAAAUGAUAAACGUUUUGCAGUUAUAUUACCUCUUCAUUUCACAGUAACCUUUCUGGCCAAUUGUUAUAUUUGCAAAUAUGUUUGUUACUUGAUUAUUGUAUCAUAAAAACAUUGUAUACACAUUUAUGAAGCAGAUUCAGGAUGCAUUACCAUUGCACUUUAUCAUGCUCAGUUCUGUCGUUUUGCCUAUUUUGGUUUAAUUUAAAAAUAUUUUGUAAUUUGCAAUUACUUAAUUCUGUUUUCAGUAAAUACGUUUUAUGAGUAUUUAUGAAACAGAUUCAGGACACGUUGCCAUUGCACUCUAUUCUGGCCGUAAUUGUCAUGUUGCCAUUUUAUUGGCUUAAUUCAAAAUAUUUUUCAAUUUGCAAUUACUGUAUUCUGUUUUCAGUAAAUACAUUUUAUGAGUAUUUAUGAAACAGAUUCAUGAUACAUUGCCAUUGCACUCUAUUCUGGCCGUAAUUGUCAUGUUGCCAUUUUAUUGGCU